Molecule: messenger RNA, 3969 nt
Organism: Mauremys reevesii (Reeves's turtle)
Lineage: Eukaryota; Metazoa; Chordata; Testudines; Geoemydidae
Gene: IL31RA
Product: interleukin 31 receptor A
Biological process (GO): cytokine-mediated signaling pathway
Cellular component (GO): signaling receptor complex; external side of plasma membrane
Molecular function (GO): cytokine receptor activity; cytokine binding
Source: RefSeq, a predicted model, not a curated record
UGCCCAAAUGCCAAAGUGCACACUGUGGACCAGAAAACAUGUUUCUGUGUUCCCUGCUCCCAGUUAUUGUAAAGAAAAUGUUCUACUGUUUGCUUUGGAUAUUUACUGUGCUUUGCAGAAUCUAUAAAGCAGAUAGAAAUUCUGUGAGAAAUGCUUACAUUUCUCCUGAGUCUGCUGAAAUUGAAAGAGGUUCAACCUUAAAACUUCUUUGCAUUCUGGGAAACUAUGACAUGCCUUACAGAAAUGCAAGUCAUGUUAUCUGGAAGUUGAAUCAGAAUUUGAUUGCACAAGAAAACUACAACAUUAUCAAUGAAACUGUUGCUGGUGUAACCAUCCAUAAUUUCACCCAGGAAAGUGCACAUGUGAAAUGCUUAAUUAAAUAUCCAGAUAAAGAACAACUUCUGGUUCACACCAAAGUUAAAUCUGGCUUUCCACCAAGCACACCAGGGAAUAUUUCCUGCAUUUACCAUUACAAUGUUAAAUUUACUUGCAGUUGGAUUCCAGGAAAAGAAACCUAUCUUACAACAAAAUAUACUCUUGUUAGAAAGCGACCCAUUUUUAUGGCGACAUAUUGUGAUAAUAUUUGCCAAACAAAUCACAGUAUAUGCUCUUUAUUUUAUCCACGCACUGAUCGAAACUAUGUUAAUGUGAGAGAGGAAGAUGCUUUAGUUGAAGACCAAUUGGAUUUUCAUUCUAUGCAAGAUAUAAAAUCAGUCUCUGCAGACAAGAUAAAAAAUAUUACCUGCAUUUAUUUUUAUGAUGACCGUUGUGUUCGCAGAUGGACUGCAAGAAAAGUUACCUAUCUUAAAAAAACAAAAUAUGCUCAGGUUAAUAUUCAGGAUCAAAAUUUGAUGGAUGCAUUUCAAGAGGAUACCUGUCAAAGCAACAACGGAUCAUGUUCGUUUUUCUCCCCAGAUAUUCCAUUUGCUGAAGACUAUUGUUGUCAGGUGAAAGCUGAAAAUGUCUUGGGUGUAGGCAUAUCUGAUUGCGUUCCUAUAAAUAUGAAUAAAAUAGUGAAAACUGAGCCUCCUAAGAUAGUUUCAGUAGAAAAAAUUGCUGGUGUAAAGCAAUCGCUUAACGUAACCUGGGACAAACCUGAUCCAGCAUUACUAGAUUUAAAUUGUCGUCUUCGAUACAGAAACACAAAUUCAAAUACUUCGAAAACAGUUACUUUCACUAUGAAUCAAAAUAAAAGAAGAACAUCAUUUAAUCUCACGGAUCUAUGGGAUUUUACAGAGUAUGCUAUUGCCAUUCAAUGUGUUGGUGUUGAAUCAGAAAUCUGGAGUGAAUGGAGUGAAGAGGAAAUAGGAAGAACAGAACAACAAGCUCCUUCAAGAAAAGUGGAUUUGUGGAGAGUAAUUGAACCUUCACCGUCAGCUGAAAAUAGAUAUGUGCAUCUUAUGUGGAAGGUGUUAAAAGAAUAUCCAUCUUCGGAGUGUCUACUUGGCUACAAAAUACAGUACUGUCCAGAAAACAAUGCUUCUUUUAAAAUGACACACAACACUACUGACAAGGUGGCCAAGCUCCUUUUAACGGGGGAAGCCUAUGUGAUAUCUGUUGUUGCAUAUAACUCUGUUGGAGAGUCUCCUGAGGCUACUCUAAGAAUUCCAUCUAUUGGUGAAAAAACUCCCAAAUGGAUUGAUACAGUGAGGACACUUAAUUUAAAUGAACAAAUCGUUGUGGAAUGGGAAGCAUCAGUUUCAGAAAUAAACAGAUAUGUCAUUGAAUGGUCUGAGGAGUUGGAGACUGAGCCCUUGGGUAGAUCAUGGCAAUAUAUAUUAAAUACUACAAAGUGGACAGCUCAGAAAGAUGCCUUUAAACCCUUCAAAUGCUAUAAUAUCUCAGUGUAUCCUCUCUAUGGAAAUAAAAUAGGAACUCCACAUUCCAUACAAGCUUAUGUUCAAGAAGGACGUCCAUCAGUUGGUCCUGUGGCUAAAACAAACAAUCUGGGAAAAAAUGAGGCUAUGAUAAAAUGGAAGAAGAUUCCAAAAGAUAAAAGAAAUGGCUUUAUUAUUAACUAUACAAUAUUUUAUAAACCUGAAGGUGGAAAAGAAUUAAAUGAAACUGUGAACUCUGAUGUUCUGCAAUACAGACUGAAGUCUCUGCAAGCAAACACCCAGUAUACUGCUCAUGUCAUGGCAGCCACCAAAGCUGGCGGAACCCAUGGAAACAGAAUAACCUUCAGCACUUUGAAAUUCAGUAAAGAAGACUUUAUUUUUAUAACAAUACCAUUUGGAUUCUGUAUGCUCUUAUUAUUAAUCCUUGGGAUAACCUGUACUCUAAAAAAACACACAUUGAAAAAGGUUUGCUGGCCUGAUAUACCAAAUCCUGCAGAGAGCAUUGCUGUGGAGUGGCCUACUGACAAGCUUAAGAAUAAUUCGCCUCUGAAGGAAGUACAAUCUGAGGAUGGAACAGUAGAUCCUGAAGGCAUCUGUGUUUUGGAAUCAUGCUUUCCUGCUGAAGACCAUACUGCAUUAUUAGUAGAGAGUCAUGAGAACUAUGAUUCUAAACAUACAAAUGUUUGUAAAAAGGAGAUGGGUAAUGGACAUAAAAAGAUUUUGUAUGGUGAAGAAUAUGAAGUUGUAAAACCACUAUCACCAUCAAUUCCAUAUAUAGUUACAGAACAAGACUUCAGGAGUCAAAUGUUGCUUUCAGCUUUGAUGCCUACCAGAAGAAUCCAACAUCAGCAUCUAGAAAUAUCAAAAGAAGGCUUAUGUGAGUCCCUGCAUUCUUCAAUUGAGAAUUCCAAAGAGAAUGAAAAGGAGGAAGUUCUAGAACAUACAGAUUUCGAAGAAGAAACUAAAAUCAAUCCAUAUCUGAAGAAUUCUUAUACAAGGGAAUUUCUAAUUUCUGAGAAUUUGCCAGAAUACAAUAAGGAAGCCAAAAACCAAUUGCUUGUCUUAGCCCUUUUCCAGCGAAACACUAUAGGGCAACCAUAUGUGACACUGGACAUGUUUGGACUGACCACAGCUGAUCAGUGCAUACCUGCAAAGUCAUUUUGAGGUAUUGUACUGUCCCGCUGGUCUGCUGCUUUCUCUUUGAGGGAGUGUUGCCUUCCAUACAGAAAUGCAUUCAAUUUCUCUUAGCAUCACUUACUUCACUGAAAACUACCAGUUUGUUUGAACUACUUUGAAGGAAUUAAUGCAUUUCAUCAUCUGUUAAUUUUGACUUCAUAUUAUUGUUCUCUUUAACAGACAGACAUAGAGAAAUAUGCGCCAGUAGCCAGGCAAAGGAAUCACACUUAAUUCUUUUUAUCCCUCCCCUUCCAGUUUAUUAAAACAAAUUUAUCUUUACCAUGACAGUAUCCAUCAGUGCAAGCAGGAUGCUGAUUUCCUUCCUGACAGUCUCUUUCUGAAGCAGGCUGUUGCUAAGGCCAGGCAUGCUUACUCAAACAUCGCCAGGAUCUUCAAAUCCCUUCCUUUCUUCUUUCUUAAAGUUACAAGAAAUAGAACUUCUCUUUUCCCAUUCUUCCUUCCCUUAACUUCUGUUUUCAAUUCUAUUUGUAGUGUUCCUGCUAUUUGUCAAGUAACUGGAGGCUCUGCUGUUCCUCUUGCCACUUCGGUCAUCUGGUUUGGAUAUUAUGCUUCCUGUUUGUGUCAACAAGAUUUUGUCUGUGGCCAUAGAUUUGGUUGGAUUCUCUGUCACUCUCCUGUUUCAUUUUCUCUUGAUUUUAUCUUCUGUAUUUUACUCUGUUUUUCAUUUCUCCUGGUUAUUUGUCACUCAUUGUCACUCCGUGUGCCCCAUUCUAUCAUCUUACUCCUUUGUCACUGUAGAUCUCUCCUGGCCCUCCAGCUGCUUCUCCAGUUGAUGCAUUGACUUCCUUGACUGAAAUGGCUUAACUGAACCCAGCCUCUUCUGUAGAAAAGGGCACUGAAUCUAUAUUUAAGACAGUGCUUCUCCUCUAACUAAAGGAAAAUGCUGAAUCAAACUGAGUAGUCAAAGGAGUCCCUUGAAGAUUAUCUCAUUAAA